Messenger RNA from Dryobates pubescens (Downy woodpecker), 1336 nucleotides. It is a transcript of the gene RAD51B, whose product is annotated as RAD51 paralog B. The transcript has 10 exons. Gene Ontology annotation, molecular function: DNA binding; ATP hydrolysis activity; ATP binding. Gene Ontology annotation, biological process: double-strand break repair via homologous recombination. The record is from RefSeq and is a predicted model, not a curated record. Lineage: Eukaryota; Metazoa; Chordata; Aves; Piciformes; Picidae. Bases 10 to 1212 code for a protein of 400 amino acids. Gene Ontology annotation, cellular component: Rad51B-Rad51C-Rad51D-XRCC2 complex.
UUGGGGAUCAUGGCUGCUAAGAAACUGAGAAGAGCAAAGUUGUCUGAGGAGCUGUGUGAAAGGCUGAGUCGCCAUCAGAUCACUACCUGUCAGGACUUUUUAUGUCUUUCCCUCUUGGAACUAAUGAAAGUGACAGGACAGAGCUACUAUGAUGUGCAGAAGCUUCUUUGUCAAGUCAGUCGAGCUUGUGCUCCCAAAAUGCAGACUGCAUAUGAAAUGAAACUGAGGAAGGCUGGCAAUCCUUCUUCAGCCUUUUUGUCCACCACGCUUCAUGGUUUGGAUAAAGUCUUGCACGGUGGAGUGUCCUGUGGAUCCCUUACAGAGAUAACUGGCCCACCAGGUUGUGGCAAAACUCAGUUGUGCAUUAUGCUGAGUGUUCUGGCUACGCUCCCUGUAAGCAUGGGAGGACUAGAUGGGGCUGUUAUAUACAUUGACACAGAGUCUGCAUUCAGUGCUGAAAGGUUGAUCGAGAUAGCCAGCAACAGAUUCCCUGCUUAUUUUGACUCGGAUGAGAAGCUCUUCUGCAUGACCAGCAACAUUCACCUGUACCAAGAGCUGACCUGUAGCAGUGUGCUGAAGAGGAUUAUGUCUUUGGAAGAAGAAAUUAUUUCCAAGAAAGUUAAACUCGUAAUAAUUGACUCUGUUGCUUCAGUUGUCAGAAAGGAGUUUGACACAAAGCUCCAGGGCAACCUGGCAGAGAGGAGUAACUUUUUGGCCAGAGGAGCAUCAGUGUUGAAGUAUUUGGCGGAGGAGUUCUCAAUACCAGUUAUCUUGACAAAUCAGAUUACCACAUUGUUGAGCAAUGGCCUUGCUAUCCAGGCAGACCUGGUGUCUCCAGCUGAUGAUUUGUUCCUGUCUGAAGGAACUUCGGGAAGUCGGAAGAGGGAAUAUGGUUGUGUAACAGCAGCCCUUGGCAACACAUGGAGUCACAGCGUCAACACCAGGCUCAUACUACAAUAUCAUGACUUGCCAACAAGACAGCUCCUGGUUGCUAAAUCCCCUGUUGCUCCAUUCUCUGCUUUUUUCUACACCAUCGAAAAAUCUGGCUUGGUUCUUCAAGAGAGAAAGGAUCAAAUGAAUUUAGCCUGGGAAGGCACCAACCCUGCCCUGCAGACCAUACAAGUGAGGAGCACAGCCUUGAAAGCCACUUCCCUUGAUGCUGCUUUACCCGGCGUUACUGGUGGGACUCUCAGCAAUACCUCCAAUCUAUAGCAAGGACAGCUGAGGCAUCCACUAAGAAAUUAAUGACAACAUCAGUUUUCAAAAAUCCAGUGAAGCAGAUCAUGAGCAUUGUCUUCUUUGGUCUCUUUAAAGACUAACUUUAAAACAAGUGAUU